AUGAUUCUCGGCUCUGAGAUGAUUCCUUGGCACAUGUUGGAGCUAAAGGAGUCCUUGGUACCGUGUCAGGGAUUGCUCUUCCUCCUGGCAGCCCUCGCUGUGGAGUACGCGGCUUCUCAGCGCCUCGUGCAGGUUGCGCCCGAGGUCGCCGACGUGGUGAGGAUCGUGAGCGCCUCUGCGCCGAACAUCGAGAAGCACUCUGCGUCUCGUGCGUACGAGCUCUACCUUAGGCGCCGGGCCGAGUGUCACCAAUGGCGCUUGGUGCGCGAUGACUUUCGGCACCGUGCCGUCAUUCGACUCUGCUGUAUGGCACCUCGGCUUGAAGCCUCUGUGUGGGAAGAGAUCAAGAAGGCCGUGGAAGGUCUCCCCGAAGCCGCACGGGGGAGGAUCGAGAACGAGCUAGGGCUGAAGGAUGGCGUCACGAGCAUGCCCGCCUUUGUCCUGGAGGGGGCCUCUCAGUUCAUGACCCAGGUCGGUAACAAUCCACACCUGGACUACCAGUCGGGGGUGCACCUGCUGGCCCGGGUGUUAGAGGCACAUCUUGCCAGCUUCAAGUCACACGCCGAAGCUUCUUCAGUUAUCAUGGUUUCCGGCUUAGUGUUCACUGCUUUCUGUUUCUGCAGGUCUUGGGCUUCGAUUUGUGGGGAUCCUAUUGAGGUCUUGGGCGUUGAGCGACGUGACGGAAAGUGA
Messenger RNA from Symbiodinium necroappetens, 690 nucleotides. The record is from the annotation of a GenBank genome assembly. Lineage: Eukaryota; Dinophyceae; Suessiales; Symbiodiniaceae.